AUGUCUCGUGAUCUUCACUAUGAACUGUCAGUUGAGAUACGCAAUAGAUCUGCUGGUCUCAGCCGCAAAUGCCCUGACGACUCUGCUGCAGCAUCAGAAUGGCAAAAGGAGUUGUAUCUCAUCUUUGUAGAUUCCGAAAAAGCCUUUGAUACGUUGAGAUGGGACAGUAUCUGGUCCCGCCUACAAGAAAUCAGUAUCCUCGAGAAAAUAAUUAACACCACAAAAACUCUGUACAGGAACUACUCUAGUAAAGUCACGUAUAGCGGGCUCGUCUCUAAGGACAUAGCGAGUGGGGUAUACCCCACUCUAUACCACGGUGCUAAUAAUAAAAAUCCAAAUCUGGUUAUAAACAACAUCCUAGAGGAUUUAGAUUAUGCCGACGACAUCUGCCUCUUUUCCAACUUGGAGACACCAGGCUAUGUCGGUUUUGCAAAUCUACCGAACCAAGUCCAUCGAAAAUCGGUGAAGAAGGGUUUUGAGUUUACACUAAUGGUUGUCGGUGAGAGUGGGCUGGGCAAGUCCACGCUGGUCAACUCUCUUUUCCUCACCGACUUGUACCCUGAAAGAGUUAUACCUGACGCUAUUGAGAAGACAAAUCAAACAGUUAAAUUAGACGCUUCGACUGUUGAAAUUGAAGAGAGGGGUGUUAAAUUGAGGCUGACCGUAGUUGACACACCAGGAUAUGGAGACGCUAUUGACAACACUGAUUGUUUUCGGUCGAUAAUACAAUACAUCGACGAGCAAUUCGAACGCUUCCUACGUGACGAAAGUGGUCUCAACCGCCGUAACAUCGUAGACAAUCGCAUUCAUUGCUGCUUUUACUUCAUUUCGCCUUUUGGACAUGGUUUGAAACCAUUGGAUAUUGAAUUUAUGAAACAACUCCACAAUAAAGUGAACAUUGUACCAGUUAUUGCGAAAGCUGAUUGUCUAACGAAGAAAGAAGUACAACGUCUUAAAACCAGGGUAAUGGAAGAAAUCGAACGAGAAGGCAUCAAGAUUUACCCUCUUCCAGAUUGUGACAGCGAUGAAGAUGAAGAUUAUAAGGAACAGGUGCGGCAGCUGAAGGCGGCGGUGCCGUUCGCGGUGUGCGGCGCGGGCCAGCAGCUGGAGGUGCGCGGGCGCCGCGUGCGCGGCCGCCUGUACCCGUGGGGCGUCGUCGAGGUCGAGAACCCCGACCACUGCGACUUCAUCAAGCUGCGGACCAUGCUUAUCACGCACAUGCAGGACCUUCAGGAAGUGACUCAGGAGGUACACUAUGAGAACUACCGCUCGGAGAGGCUCGCACGCAACGGACAAAUUCCUAAACGACACACUUCAAAUGAAAGCGGUUUGAGUGAAUCUGACUCCGGACUGACGAAUGGCUCCAAUGAGGACGCCACUGAACGCGAGAAAGCUUUGCGUGAGAAGGAGGCGGAGCUGCGCCGCAUGCAGGAGAUGCUGGAGCAGAUGCAGCGCCAGAUGCAGCUGCAGGCCGCCGCCGGCUCCGGCUCCGCAUAG
Melitaea cinxia (Glanville fritillary) is the source of this 1497-nucleotide messenger RNA. RefSeq names its product septin-1 (gene Septin1). Gene Ontology annotation, molecular function: molecular adaptor activity; GTP binding; GTPase activity. Gene Ontology annotation, cellular component: cell division site; synaptic vesicle; microtubule cytoskeleton. The transcript is spliced from 12 exons. Bases 1 to 1497 code for a protein of 498 amino acids. Lineage: Eukaryota; Metazoa; Arthropoda; Insecta; Lepidoptera; Nymphalidae. The record is from RefSeq and is a predicted model, not a curated record. Gene Ontology annotation, biological process: cytoskeleton-dependent cytokinesis; regulation of exocytosis; cell division.